Molecule: messenger RNA, 682 nt
Organism: Nematolebias whitei (Rio pearlfish)
Lineage: Eukaryota; Metazoa; Chordata; Actinopteri; Cyprinodontiformes; Rivulidae
Product: FUN14 domain-containing protein 1
Exons: 5
Coding region: 1-474 (157 amino acids)
Biological process (GO): autophagy of mitochondrion
Cellular component (GO): mitochondrial outer membrane
Source: RefSeq, a predicted model, not a curated record
AUGGCGACGGCGGAGCAGAGAGAAGGUCCGGAUGACCCGGAGAGCGACGAUGAUGUCUACGAGGUCGUGGACCUCACAGAGUACGCCCGGGGGCACCAGUGGUGGAGCAGGGUGUUUGGCAACAGCUCUGGCCCGAUUGCUGAGAAGUAUUCAGUGGCCACCCAGCUCGUGAUCGGAGGGGUGACCGGAUGGUGUGCAGGCUACGUUUUCCAAAGAGUUGGAAAGAUCGCAGCCACGGCUAUCGGUGGAGGGUUCCUCCUUUUACAGAUCGCCAACCACAGCGGUUACGUCCAGGUGGACUGGAAGAAGGUGGAGAAAGACGUGAACAAAGCCAAGAAGCGACUGAAGAAGAAAGCCAACAAGGCGGCCCCUGAAAUCCACACGUUCAUUGAGGAGGCCACAGAUUUCCUAAAGAGAAACAUCGUCGUGUCCAGCGGGUUCGUCGGAGGUUUUUUCCUGGGACUGGCCUCCUGAAGAUGCUGCACCCUCCCAUCGUCUACCUCCCCGCCCUGUUGAUUUCUGACUGAAUGAGGAGGUAGUUAAGUUGAACAUGUCUGACUUAACCACCCUCAGUUUUGGAUCAUUUGGAGGAACCACAAACCCAUCAUGAAGUGGGUUUUGUGGAUUCUGUUGCGGUUCUUGAAAUGUACUGUAAAGGUUUUUCUGUAAAUGUCAAGUUGCC